Tetranychus urticae (two-spotted spider mite) is the source of this 2237-nucleotide messenger RNA. Lineage: Eukaryota; Metazoa; Arthropoda; Arachnida; Trombidiformes; Tetranychidae. The record is from RefSeq and is a predicted model, not a curated record.
GUUCAGUAGGUUUGAUAAAAUCAGUAAGGAAAACAAUCCUAUUCCUUGGAGUGACCUUAAACAAAACAAACAAAAAUAAAUUAAAUAAUAAAGUGGAAAAAUUAAUAUUGUUUAAUUAUGUUACGUUCGGUAGUUAACCAAUCCUUUUACCGUCGACUACUUGCUAGUUCUGUGAAAAAUGAGUCUGGUUUUGUGCGAUCAUUUGCAUCUAAAAGUGAAGAGAGGAAACAAGCUUCAACUGCUUCUCCAGCUACAAAAGAAUCAAGUAAACCUCAGCCUGAAAUGAUUGAAAUAUUUAUUGAUGAUAAACCCUAUCAGGUUGAAAAAGGUAUCACUAUUUUGGAAGCUUGUACAGUGGCUGGUGUCGAGGUACCUCGCUUUUGUUAUCAUGAGAGACUCAGUAUAGCCGGUAACUGUCGUAUGUGUCUCGUUGAAGUUGAAAAGUCUAUUAAGCCUGUUGCCAGCUGUGCUAUGCCUGUGAUGAUGCCUGGUAUGAGAGUUAAAACUAAUUCACCAGCAGCUAAGAAAGCCCGUGAAGGUGUCAUGGAAUUUCUAUUGUUAAAUCAUCCACUGGAUUGUCCAAUUUGUGAUCAAGGAGGAGAAUGUGAUCUUCAAGAUCAAUCAAUGGCUUAUGGAACCGAUAGAUCUCGGUUAUUGAUUGCAGUUGAUGAAAAGAGAGCUGUUGAAGACAAAGAUAUUGGUCCAUUGGUCAAAACAAUAAUGAAUCGAUGUAUUCACUGCACUCGAUGUGUACGUUUCAUGAACGAAAUUGCUGGUGUCAGUGAUUUAGGUACCACAGGAAGAGGAAGUGAUAUGCAGAUUGGAACUUAUCUUGAAAAUAAUGUUCUAGCAACUGAAUUGAGUGGAAACAUUGUUGAUUUAUGUCCUGUUGGAGCCCUUACCUCGAAGCCUUACACUUUCACAGCUCGACCAUGGGAAUUACGACGUUUUGAUUCUAUAGAUGUAAUGGAUGCUGUUGGAUCUAAUAUAAGUGUUUGCCAAAGAGGUGGAGAUUUGUUGAGGGUUAUACCGCGAGCUAAUGACGAUGUAAAUGAAGAAUGGUUAGGUGAUAAAUCUAGGCAUGCACCAGUCGACGGUCUGAAGAAUCAACGUCUAACUGUACCCUUAGUUCGUCCUUCUCGAGGUUCUCCUUUGCAACAAUGUGACUGGGAAGAUGCGCUUCUAACUGUUAGUCAAGUUUUCAAUAAGAUUCCCCCAGAACGUAUAGAAAUUAUUGCUGGACCUAUGAUUGAUGCAGAAACUUUGGUUGCUAUCAAAGAUCUUAGUUCAAGUAUGACCUGCAAUAACCAUUACGUUCAUGUAGAUCGCAAUGUAGAGCCAAGCUGCAUACCAUCAGCUGAAGAUUUUUUAGGACAGCAAAUAUUGAAAGAAGGUGAUGGUAAAAGUAAUAUUUUUGAAACAGUUCGUUAUAUUUGUGACAAAUAUGGCGCCGAGUUAAAUGUACUGCACACUAAUGCUAGUCAAGUAGCAGCUUACGAUUUAGGUUUUAAGCCCUCUACCGAACGAACUCCCCUUGCUAAAUCUGAUGAACCCUCUCUCCUGUGGUUAAUUGGUGUUGAUGAUGAAAACCUAGACUUAGGAAGCAAUCCAUUUAUCAUAUACCAAGGACAUAAUGGAGAUAUUUGUGCAAACAAAGCUGAUCUUGUUUUACCAGGAGCCGCUUUUACCGAAAAACAAGUAACCUAUGUGAAUAUGGAAGGUCGAGUACAGCAAACAUUAGCAGCAAUCACCCCACCCGUAAUGUCUCGUGAAGAUUGGAAAAUAGUUCGUGCAUGUGGAGAGAUUGCCGGGCAUCUUCUACCCUAUGACACACUCAUCGAUAUUAGAGGUCGAAUGGCUCAAUUGGCACCUCAUCUUGUUCAACAUGAUUAUAGAAAAUUAAAUUUACCCUCUUCACCGAGUCCACCAAAAGCAACACAAUAUCGCAAAAGCGAUAAACCCAUCAAUUUAAUGCCCAAACUGAGAAACUUAAUAGAUUAUUAUCAAACUGAUUCCAUCUCAAGAUCAUCUCCUACAAUGGCAAAAUGUAUUGCUGCUGUACAAAAAGAGUACGAGAAACGUUCCUCUAAAUGGUAAACGUGAAAAAGAAAUUACGAUAAUUUGCAAUCAAAUUUGAAUUGCAAAGUAAAAUGAUUAAAUUGAAUUCACUUUUGUUCGGUUGUAUCAAUAGAUUGUAUGCCAAUUGUAAAAUAAAUAUCUUCCCGAUCUUAUGUUUA